Molecule: messenger RNA, 618 nt
Organism: Camelina sativa (false flax)
Lineage: Eukaryota; Viridiplantae; Streptophyta; Magnoliopsida; Brassicales; Brassicaceae
Source: RefSeq, a predicted model, not a curated record
AGGCAGCGGUUACUUUAAAUACGAACAAAUGUUUUGUGAUCAAGCAUGCUCUAAACAACACCCAUUCAUCUCUUCUUUCUUCUUUAUUUAGUUUUAAGUUUUCAACUAUGGAACUUAACCAUGACUCGAUAUUCGCUCCAGCGGUUCCCAAUGAGAUUCAUGGAAUCAAGCUCUUGAGACAAACUUCGGAUGCUAAGCUUGCUGAACUUGGGGUUGUCUCUUGGCCUUUAUGGGAAAGCAUUCCACGCAAAUUUCCAUGGCAGUUUAAGAACACAGAAACGAUGUACUUCGUCGAGGGGAAGUUGAAGGGGAAGGUAGAAGAGCAUCACAAAGAAGGAGAAGCCUUAGAAUUGAGGGCAGGGGAUUUGGUUGUGUUUCCUAAAGACAUGAAAGUUUUUGUGGAUGUAACUGAAGAUGUGAAGAAACAUUAUUAUAGAGGAGAGGGAGCCAGAGAUUGUAAAAUCUGAAUUACCUUAAUAUACUAGACCAGUAGACUUACAAGGGGAUGUAUGAUCCGAACAGAUUGAAUUUUUCAUCUUCACAUCAUAUUUGUGUGUGUAGCGACAUAAGUAUAUUUUUGUGUAACAACAUCAAUAAAGUUCUCUAGUCCAGUGGUAA